Ornithodoros turicata is the source of this 2754-nucleotide messenger RNA. Its product is annotated as glutamate receptor U1-like. The record is from RefSeq and is a predicted model, not a curated record. The coding region runs from base 39 to 2039 and encodes 666 amino acids. The transcript is spliced from 12 exons. Gene Ontology annotation, molecular function: ligand-gated monoatomic ion channel activity. Lineage: Eukaryota; Metazoa; Arthropoda; Arachnida; Ixodida; Argasidae. Gene Ontology annotation, cellular component: membrane.
CGAUAAGCCAGUGGCUUUGACAGGACGUCUUAGUUACAAUGAGAUGGCUUUCCACGUGGCUCUGCACGACGUUGAUCAUGGCCGGUGUGGUGUCAUUAAAAGCGAGGACGUACACUGGUCUGGCGGACAUCCUCAGAGACUUCUGCACCGGAGGAGAAGUGGCUGUCUCCUGGGCUUCUGAGACGCCACACGGAUUCCUGGCACUUGCGCUGAAGACAUUGCAAAGCUCAGGGUGUGUGACGGUGGAAGGCACCUUGCACGCACUUAGCCGAAAGGGAAUAAAAGAACACUCGAGGAUGAUGUUCCCUGACUCGACCAUCCUGUCCAAGCUGCUCUUCCUCUUCCACAGACUGGACGACGUGAGGGACUUUCUCGCUCCAGCCAUGAACACGCUCAACUCACAAGUAAGCAUGCUGUGCCAAGUGAGCUUCUGGGACGAUUCGGAUGUUCUCAGUCGUCCUGUAGACGCAUUUGGUGAACUCAGCUGCUGCACUGCUUUACUCAUCAACGAGGAAUUGGGAAGAAGACAAACGAAAUACCUGGUUGCGCAGCACAGAGGAGGUAGUGGCUCGUGGGUACGUCUUUGGAUGGCCAGGCAAUGCAACGUCGCUUGUAGUGCGUGCGGUCGCGCGCACCGGGACGGCGUAUGGCAGCUUCUCGAAUCACUCGACGGCGCACACAUGCUGGUUGGAACACUUCACAAUCCCCCGCAUUCAAGGAUACGAAAUGUGCGUAAGGAGUCCUGCACGGGCCCCGAACGCUGCUUCGACGGCUUCGAAAUGUCAUUCAUGACGGCCCUCGCUCAACGCUUCAACUUCACCUUUACCUUGGUAGUAAACCCCGAAGGCAAGUUUGGUGGCAUUGAACGGAACAGAUGGAGUGGCAUGAUUGGUAUGGUGCACCGAAAGGAGGUGGACGUCGCUUUGGGUGGCCUGAGCGUCUUCUACGAACGCGACAAGUACGUCGACUUUGCACUUCCUUAUAUCGUGGACUCCUUUGCGUUCGUGACCAAAUCGCCACGGAUACUGCCCUUCGCCCACGCCAUACUGCGGCCUUUUCGAAUCGAGGUGUGGUUCAGCGCACUGGCGUCCCUUGCAGUGGGAACAAUCGUCUUGCGUCUUCAAGCGCGCUGGACUCAGCGUCGCUUCCGUGUCGGUCCAACACCAAACUUCUGGCUGUUGCUGGCUACACUCGUCUACCAGAACGGUUGGCGCUCCUGGUACGAAACGUCCAGCUACAAAAUAUUCCGUGGGUCGUGGCUCAUCCUAACGGUGGUACUGGCCAAUGCUUACAACUGCGUGCUGCUUUCCGUACUUAGCGUGCCCCACUACGAGGAGGUUGUGGACACCAUGGAAGAACUGGAAGAAGCCAUACUGGAGAGGAGAAUGACGGCCGGCACAUCCAAUGGGACAGCGCAGGCUACAUUCCUCUUGAUGUCAACGUCAGGCGUGAUGCUUCUGAUCCGUCGUCUGAUGGAAAAAGAUCGUGGCUUGCUGGUGCCGAGCAAAUCUAUAGGUCUCCAAAAGGCCAUUGCCGAAAACUACGGCUACAUAGACACCAGAAUGGGCUUGGUAGCUGCAGUAGCGGAUUUGAACACUACUACAGUUAAGGUGUCUAACGGCCAUAUGAUCAACACGUAUUUUUCCAUGGCCUUUCACAGAUACUGCUUCUACAGGCCACAAUUCGAAAAAACAGCGCUGAGGUUCAUCGAGACGGGCCACUUUGAAAAGUGGUUGCAGAACGACGCCUUCAAUUACUUCACGAGGACGGAGCAGGAACGUGAAGGCUUCUCCCCUCUAAGACCGUCAGAUUUGGUGAGCGCAGCGGUCAUUCUCUUCGGAGGCCUGGGAGUCGCCGCCAUCGCCCUGACGGCGGAAGUGCUGCACUACCGAUGUCAGGUCAAAAAGCUUCGGCUUCGCAAGAAGGCCAACGUUUACAAAGAAAACUUCCUUCACAGAAGACCCCUUUAUUAUGCUCUGCAGCAGCGCACCAGCUUAACUGUGCUCAACUCGCGUUCCAGGAAAAACACGAGGAGGUGAUUCUCUCUCUGGAAGUACCAUACUGGAAGGGAACAUGUAUCCUGCUCGAGUGCUACAUACGACUAUUAACAGGGAAACCACCCUACAAUGUCGCUGAUAUAAGAAUAAGGACUUUUCUAACGUCCAGCCUCAUAUGGGGUUAGCAUCACAUUCGCAGGGACAGUCGCCUGUGGGCAAACGUACGUUGGUGGUCGCGCCAUCUGUCUUGGCACAUACGUCCUCGUGAUAGAGUUGUAGACGCGCCUCAUGGUAGACCCUAUGGUAGACGCGCUUGUGAUGAAGAUGAAGUCUAGGAUUCGCGCCACAUCAUAAUACAAAUACUCACCCAGGUAGAAAAUGUUUACAGUUAUAAGUGAAAUAAUUUGAAAUAAUUUGUACUCGAAACCACUUUGAAACGGUGUACGUAAAUGGUUCGCAGAGGAGGUUGCUCCAUAAACCAUUUGGAAUUGCCGGCAUUUUUCACGUGGGGAAUAAUUUUGAAAAGGACAUGCUUUGGAGAAGAAUCUUGAAGGAAACGCACAAAAUGACAACGCAUUAAAGAUGUGGAAAAAGGUUUGAAUACUGAAUGACAGUCAUACUUCAAUUUUCACAAAGUGCGCAAAUCCUAGGAUUCAAAGGCCAGUCUGGUGGAAAAUCCGCAUUGAAAUUUGCAGUAUAUCCAAUAUCACAUUUUCAGUAAAUAUGCACUAGAUUAUUUCGCACGCGACCAAUACAU